This is a messenger RNA of Phasianus colchicus (ring-necked pheasant), 1115 nucleotides long. It is a transcript of the gene NOL7, whose product is annotated as nucleolar protein 7. Gene Ontology annotation, cellular component: nucleolus; nucleus. Lineage: Eukaryota; Metazoa; Chordata; Aves; Galliformes; Phasianidae. Gene Ontology annotation, molecular function: RNA binding. The record is from RefSeq and is a predicted model, not a curated record.
GCCGGAAGUCGGCGGAGCGCUUCCGGAAGUGGGCGAACUGAUUCCGGAAGUCGGCAGAGCGCUUCCGGGUCGCGCUGAGGCCGGGCGAGGAGCGUGGCCAUGGUGCGGCGGCGGCGGCGGCAGGAGGAGGAGGCGGCCCCCGUGGGCCCGGCCGCCACGCCGCCCUCGUCGGAGGAUGACGAGGCCCCCGAGGAGCUGUCUUUCGGCACGGCGAGGGCGGAGGCCGAGGCCGAGCGGAAGCUGGCGGGGGAGGCGGCUCGCAGGCACCGGGAGCUGCUGAAGGAGAAGCGGCGGCGGCGACAGGAGCUGUUCACGGAGCAGAAGAGAAGGAAGCUGCUGCCCGAGGCCCUGCUGCAGGAGCUGGCCGCCGCGCCGCUUGCACGAGCAGACGAGCCGAGCCCCGCGGCUGCACCAGAUAAACAUCCUAAAGGGGGAUCUGCAAAACAGAGUGAAGACCACAUCCCAGGACAGGUCAAGAAAGACAAAGCAGGAGGCACCAGGUCAAAAGGAAACUAUUUUGCUGUGCACUUGAAAGAUGAGAACUUAACAGGCCUCCACCAACAGACAGCAAAAGACUUCAUACACAGUCAGCUCUAUGGCCCGGGCACCAACCGAACAAGUGCAAAUGAAUUUUUUUCCAUUGCAAACAAGAGAGACUCAGUUAAGAAAGCUGCAGUUCAGUUUGUGGACAAAUCUUGGGGGCUUGAAAAAAAGCAAAGAGCAACAAGGUUUACAAAAUACUGGGUCGCAAGAAAGGUGACAAGUACUCUUUGAAGACAGCUUUUUGAGAAGAUGCUAUCAACGGACAUGUACUGAGAGUUCAUUUCUCAUCACCUACACAUAACAGGUGAACAGCUGUCACCUGUCCACCCCCUUCUCCAUCAUUACUACUCUCUUUCAUCUUCAGGCAACGGACAGUUUCUCAAAGUGGUCCUGGUUGACCUCUGCAUUCUUACCUCCCCUGGCAGAAGUUGUUAGGGAAGCUAACACACUGCUGGGCCACAGCCGUGAUGGCAUAUAAGUGCCCCUGAAGGAUAAGUCCAUCUCACAGAGCUGGACAUUGUUCCAUGAGGCAACUCAACUGCAAAGAAUAAAGAUGAAUGAUUUCAUAUUUA